This is a messenger RNA of Nothoprocta perdicaria, 1449 nucleotides long. RefSeq names its product ankyrin repeat domain 33B (gene ANKRD33B). The annotation marks the transcript as partial. Gene Ontology annotation, molecular function: protein binding. NCBI's taxonomy places the organism in Eukaryota, Metazoa, Chordata, Aves, Tinamiformes, Tinamidae. The transcript has 4 exons. The record is from RefSeq and is a predicted model, not a curated record.
GGCGCCGCCGCCGCCGCCGAGGGGCAGGACGAGCCGCGGGACGGGGACGAAGAGGAGGAGGAGGAGGAGGAAGAGUGCGAGGAGUACGAGGACUUCUCGGAGCUGCCCGACACGUGCAGCAUCGCCUCGGACGACUCGUUCUACCCGCCGGGCGGGCCCGAGGACGAGGACGAGUGCGGCUGGUCGCUGGGCCGCGAGAGCCCCGAGAGCCCCGAGGCGCUGAGCCUCUUCCGCGCCUGCUGCGCCAACAACGCCGUGGUGCUGCGCGCCCUGCUGCGCCAGGGCCCCGAGGAGCACGAGGUGCGCGAGACCGACCGCAACCGGCGGAACGGUCUUAUCGUUGCCUGUUACCAAGGUUAUGUGGAUAUUGUAAUAGCCUUAGCUCAAUGCCCUCAUCUUGAUGUAAACUGGCAGGACAACGAAGGGAACACGGCUCUGAUCACGGCUGCACAGGCAGGACACAUAACCAUUACAAACUAUCUGUUGAACUAUUAUCCUGGACUUGAUAUUGAGAAGAGGAAUGUGUUUGGAUUUACCGCCCUCAUGAAGUCUGCGAUGCAGGGCCGCACUGAGUGUAUCAGAGCCUUGAUGCUGGCAGGGGCGAAUGUUCAUGCAACAGAUCCAAGCCGUGGACUGACCUCGUGGGAAUGGGCUUGUUACACGGGAAGGUCGGAAUCUGCCUACAUCAUGCAAAAGCUGAUGGACAGGCCAUGCCCAGAGCAGUUUUGUGAUCAAUAUAAGCCAGAAUGGCCAAAGAUGAAGGAACUUCUUGCCAAGGCUGCGGAGCCAAAGAGCUGCUUGCAGAGGGUUACGGAGUGCAUGAGAUCUGCGGUCUCAUUCCGGUCUUUCCGUGGCCCAGAAGAAGACGGGGUCCUUGAUCACAUGGUCCGCGUGACGACAAGCCUGGGCAGCCCCUUUAUUGCCCUGUCCUGCAGGACCGUGUGCCCGGGCAGCCCUCCCGCGGUGGGCAAGCGCAGGCUGGCCGUGCAGGAGAUCCUGCGGAAGCAGCGAGCCGAGCAGAUCCGCUCCCAGGACAAAGACCACGUGAGCAGCUACGAGAGGCUCUUCCAGAACUCCAAAGUGACGCUGGUCCGCAAGAAGAGGGACCGGCGGGCCAGCCUGCAGCCCGGCAGCCUGGCGGUGCCGCCCGUGAGCACGGUGGCCCUGCGCAAGGCCAGCCUCCUGCCGCUGCACCUGCUGCGGCGCUCCAGCGUGCGCCCGGGCUUCGUCAUCCCCAAGGUGCGCGUGAGCAAGGCGCCGCCGGCCACCUUCCAGCCCGAGAGCGCCAGGCGCCGCAGCAGCGCCAAGGACGACCCCUACCUGCAGAUUCCCAAGUGGAGGUACAAGGAGCUGAAAGAGGAGCGGAAGAAGGCGGAGGAUGUGGAGCGGAGGAGAGCGGCGGAGGCUCAGAAGCACAGGCAGGCGUCUCCGGCCAGGUGCAGGACCUGA